CGAUGUCAUGCUCAUGCCACUUUGCCACUUUGCCCUUUUUUGGCCGAUGUGUAUCAACGGCUACACUCCCAAAACGUCGCUGUGGCUUCAGAAUGGAUUUGCCGCCGGUUGUGUCCAACCUGGUUGAAGCGUAUUUGGCAAGGCGGUCAUCUUGGCUGUCGCUGGUACCUGCUGCAACCUCGCAGGCUUGGGAACGCCAGAACACAUUGGGAGCUGUUGAAGAGCGUGUCACGGCGCUUCUUGGAGUCUUCCUUGGAGCACCUGGUCGCGAGGUCUUGGUCGAAAAGCCUUGGCUGUCACAUGCUCUCGGAGGAGUUCUGCUUCGCGAUUCUCCAGCUCGCCAUUUCCCCAUGCCGACGGCGGCUGCUUCUCUGCAGUCUCUUGCGCAAAGCAGCUCAGACUGACACUGAAGUGAGGCAGAAGACUGAGACGAUGGCCGGGCGUGAUCGCAUCACGCAAUGAAUUACCUCAGCGCGGGGUUGCGCAGGCAUGUUGUUUGGCAUGAGCAGUCUUCUAGG
Durusdinium trenchii is the source of this 518-nucleotide messenger RNA. NCBI's taxonomy places the organism in Eukaryota, Dinophyceae, Suessiales, Symbiodiniaceae. The record is from the annotation of a GenBank genome assembly.